AGUCGAAGAUGGCAGAGCCUGAAAGCACAGUCAUAAACACCAAUGUGAAACAGAAAGACCCCAGUGAGGCACUGGUCAUUGCGGUGACCACCAGAGCCAUCUUCAACCUGGAGGAAGAGCACAAGCUCUACCUGGAGAAAGGCAAGGAGGAGUACACAAGGCACCAGCAGGCCAACCAGGACAAGCCCCUGCCACCAGGCACAGCCUUCGCCUUCAUCCAGGCAGCACAGUAUGUGAAUGAGAAGAUCCUGGAGAGCAACCCGGAAGAGAAGGACCUCUUUGACAUCCUGGUGCUCUCCAACAACAGCCCAGAGAGUGGCAUACGCAUCAUCAACAGCGCCAAGCAUUACGGCCUGGAGAUCUCCAAGUUCUGUUUCGUCAGUGAUGAGGACUCCACCCAGUACCUGAAGUCGCAUAGGGUCAAGCUCUUCCUCUCGGCUGACAGGAUAGAUGUCUGCAAUGCCCUCCGGAGAGGGGUCUCGGCAGCACUUGUCUUCCAGCAGGAGGUGCAGGCCCCCAGCACCCCGCUCCGUGUGGUUUUCGACGGGGAUGCCGUGCUCUUCUCCAACGAGACAGACCAGGUCUUUCAGGAGCAGGGGCUGGAGGGAGCAGUGCAGUACGAGCGGGCGAUGGAGGCCGUGCCCAUGGGAGAGGGUCCCCUGAAGGCUUUUGCCAUGCACCUUGGGAAGAUCCGCAAGAAGUUCAGCCAGGAAAAAUCCCCCAUCCGCACCUACAUGGUGACCGCCCGCAGUGGCCGGGACAUGGGUGUCCGAGCCAUCAAGACACUCCGGGAGUGGGGUCUGGCCAUCGACGAGGCUUUCUUCAUGGACGGGGCUCCCAAGGGCCCCAUCCUCGCCCAGAUCCAGCCCCACAUUUUCUUUGAUGAUGGCCUUCAUAACAUCCAGGGGGCUCAAGAUGUGGGUGUACCCUCUGCCUGGGUCCCUUCCUGCUGCUGA
Pelecanus crispus (Dalmatian pelican) is the source of this 956-nucleotide messenger RNA. Its product is annotated as cytosolic 5'-nucleotidase 1A. Gene Ontology annotation, molecular function: nucleotide binding; magnesium ion binding; 5'-nucleotidase activity. NCBI's taxonomy places the organism in Eukaryota, Metazoa, Chordata, Aves, Pelecaniformes, Pelecanidae. The record is from RefSeq and is a predicted model, not a curated record. Gene Ontology annotation, biological process: nucleotide metabolic process; adenosine metabolic process. Gene Ontology annotation, cellular component: cytosol; cytoplasm.